AUGAUAUCAGAUGAGGACAUAUUAUUCCACUUAGAUGAACUUAUUGCAAAUGAAGAAUCAGAAGAUGAAUUUAUAGAUGAUAUAAAUUUUGAUAUUGAUCAUAAUGAUUAUAAUGAUGAUAUUGAGGUGACUGAGCUGGAGGUUACAGAUUUGCCGUCUCCUGAUCAUUCUCCAAUAGUCCGAAGUAAAAUAGCACCAGUUAGGCGAGUAAAAAAAGUACCAUUACAGACACCAAAUUUUAAAUGGAAAACUAAAGGAAACUUUAGGCCAAAAGAACAUUAUUUUGAUUCAUCCAAGUGUGGAGUUCAAACUCAUGAAUUUUGUUUGAAUAGCAACUCAAGUAAACUAGAGUUUUUUGAAGCAUUUGUUUCUGAAUUUUUACUUGGCAAAGUUGUAUUUGAGACUAAUAGGUAUGCUGAACAAUAUAUACAAUCUAAUGAAAUCUCACAUCAGUCUAGGGUGAAUGCUUGGAAGGAUACAAAUGUUGGUGAGAUGUAUACAUUUUUAGCAACUAUUAUAUUGAUGUCAAGAAAUAAAAAACUCGAUAUGAAAGACUACUGGUCUACUGACCCAUUACUGAGCUCACCAAUUUUCAGACAAAUAAUGUCUAGAAACAGAUACUUGUUACUACAUCAAAUGCUUCAUUUCUGUAACAAUGAGAAUCAAGAAAAAGGAAACCGUCUAUUCAAAUUAGAUGUUGUAUUAGAUGAAAUUCGCACAAUUUUUAAGGCUGGAAUGGUGCCUUUUCAAAAUAUAGUGAUUGAUGAAAGCUUAGUCCUCUGGAAAGGUAGACUAAGCUUUAAGCAAUUUAUAAAAACAAAGAGGCAUCGUUUUGGAAUAAAAUUAUUUGUCCUCUGUGAUGUUGAAACUGACUUCAUCCUUGAUUUCAUUAUAUGA
This is a messenger RNA of Macrosiphum euphorbiae (potato aphid), 897 nucleotides long. The record is from the annotation of a GenBank genome assembly. NCBI's taxonomy places the organism in Eukaryota, Metazoa, Arthropoda, Insecta, Hemiptera, Aphididae.